This is a messenger RNA of Cucurbita maxima (winter squash), 1960 nucleotides long. RefSeq names its product pyruvate kinase, cytosolic isozyme-like. The record is from RefSeq and is a predicted model, not a curated record. Gene Ontology annotation, cellular component: cytoplasm. The coding region runs from base 206 to 1708 and encodes 500 amino acids. Gene Ontology annotation, molecular function: potassium ion binding; pyruvate kinase activity; magnesium ion binding. Gene Ontology annotation, biological process: glycolytic process. NCBI's taxonomy places the organism in Eukaryota, Viridiplantae, Streptophyta, Magnoliopsida, Cucurbitales, Cucurbitaceae. The transcript has 3 exons.
AAUAAAUCAGCCUUUGUCCUUGUUCCUCAGCCUCAACAUUCAAUCAAGGCCUUUCCCAUAUCUUCUAUCCGAUAAAAAGUUCGCCCAUUUCCUUUCUGCACUUUUCUGGAUCUUCUUCUUCUUCCUCCUCCGGAAUAGAUUUAAUCCCUUUUUCGUUUACUUCCCAUCUCCGUUCAUCUUUCAUAUUCAGAAUCAACCAUAAGAAAUGGAGGAAUUAGUGAUUGAUAAGAAACCCAAAACUAAGAUAGUUUGCACCCUGGGGCCGGCAUCCAGGUCUGUGCCCAUCAUCGAAAAGCUCUUGAAAGCUGGAAUGAAUGUUGCUCGUUUCAACUUCUCUCACGGAUCCCACGCCUAUCACCAGGAGACCCUCGACAAUCUCAGGGCCGCUAUGGAGGAAACUGGUAUUCUCUGCGCCGUCAUGCUUGACACUAAGGGCCCGGAAAUUCGAACUGGAUUUUUGAAAGAUGGCAAACCCAUCCAACUAAAACAGGAGCAGGAGAUAAUUAUAUCCACCGACUACAGCUUGAAGGGUGAUGAAAAUAUGAUAUGUAUGAGCUACAAAAAGUUAGCUGAGGAUGUAAAGCCAGGAAGCGUAAUACUUUGUUCAGAUGGUACAAUCUCAUUUACAGUUCUGUCUUGUGACAAAAAAUUGGGUUUGGUACGAUGUCGCUGUGAGAACUCUGCAGUUCUUGGUGAUAGAAAAAAUGUUAACCUGCCUGGAGUUAUAGUGGAUCUCCCUACCCUAACAGAUAAAGAUACGGAAGAUAUACUUGAAUGGGGAGUUCCUAAUAAAAUUGAUAUGAUUGCUCUAUCUUUUGUUCGGAAAGGUUCUGAUCUUGUACAGGUCCGGAAGUUGCUUGGAAAGCAUGCCAAAAGUAUUCUUCUCAUGUCAAAGGUUGAGAAUCAAGAAGGUGUGGCAAAUUUUGACGACAUACUGGCCAAUUCAGAUGCAUUCAUGGUGGCACGUGGUGACUUGGGAAUGGAAAUUCCAAUUGAGAAGAUAUUUCUGGCGCAGAAAGUGAUGAUAUACAAGUGCAACAUCCAAGGAAAACCUGUUGUCACAGCCACACAGAUGCUGGAAUCGAUGAUUAAAUCACCAAGGCCAACCAGAGCCGAAGCCACUGAUGUUGCGAAUGCUGUUCUUGAUGGGACAGAUUGCGUAAUGUUAAGUGGCGAAACGGCUGCUGGAGCAUAUCCAGAACUUGCUGUUAGAACAAUGGCAAAAAUAUGUGUUGAAGCUGAAAGCACCCUUGAUUAUGGAGAUGUGUUUAAAAGAAUUAUGGAACACUCGCCAGUUCCCAUGAGCCCAUUAGAAAGCCUGGCAUCUUCAGCUGUUAGGACUGCAAACUCAGCGAAGUCAGCUCUUAUACUUGUCCUAACUAGAGGAGGAAGCACCGCAAAAUUGGUGGCCAAGUAUAGGCCAGGAACGCCCAUCUUGUCCGUAGUUGUCCCCGAGAUCAAGACAGAUUCGUUUGAUUGGUCGUGCAGCGAUGAAGCUCCAGCAAGGCAUAGCUUAAUUUUUCGUGGCUUGUUACCGGUUCUUAGCACAGCAUCAGCAAGGUCGUCUCAUGCAGAAACAACGGAAGAAGCAAUAGAGUUUGCUAUUCAGCAUGCAAAGUCAAAGGGCCUCUGCAAAAAUGGAGAUUCUAUCGUGGCUCUUCAUCGCGUUGGAACAGCUUCUGUUAUCAAGAUAUUGACAGUGAAGUAGUAGUAGUAGUGAAGUUCCUUCUUUUGCUUGCUAUUCACCACGAGCACAGAUUAAAUCAUCCAAUAAUUGCUCUUCAUUUUCUUCAUUGUUUUCGGGUUUGUAGAGAUCAACACUUUAUAACUUACAUCUCUAUUUCUUUUCGUGACACGGACAAAUGUCGUGUUAUUGGAAACCAAACACUAUCUUUAUUUUGAAAUAAUUAUGUUCUUCUGUUCAUCAAUAAACCGGUGCCUCUUGCCUUGGCAUCUUCUC